Molecule: messenger RNA, 936 nt
Organism: Geodia barretti
Lineage: Eukaryota; Metazoa; Porifera; Demospongiae; Tetractinellida; Geodiidae
Source: the annotation of a GenBank genome assembly
AUGGCGAAUGCGGUAGAUGCCAAGACUCUGGACGAAAGCACUCUGCUAGAGAUAUACGGCAAGAUGGUGCUCUCACGCACGCUGGACGAGCGCAUCUGGAUGCUGAAUCGCCAGGGCAAGGCGGCUAUCAUGGCGUCCUCGCAAGGUCACGAGGCGGCGCAGAUUGGCAGCGUGUACGCCCUGCGGCGCGGCACGGACCAGUUCUAUAUCUACUACCGCGACCUUGCCGUGAUGCUGACACUGGGCAUGACGCCGCGCGAAAUCAUGCUGGGCUUCACCGCGAAGGUGGGCGAGCCGCUGAGCGGCGCUAGGCAGUUUCCCACGCACGGCGCGUAUCCUGAGCUUGGGCUCAUCAACCUGUCGAAUGUAAUCGCCACUCAGUUGCCGCAGGCAGUAGGAGCGGCGCUCGCGAUUCGGAUGCGGCGCGAGGACGGGAUUGUCAUCGCUUACUUCGGCGACGGCGCAUCGAGCUUCGGCGACACGCAUGAGGCGAUGAACUUCGCGGCAAUACACCGCUUGCCCGUGAUAUUCAUGUGCGAGAACAACAAGUACGCAACAUCGGUGCCGCAGCAUCGCCAGAUGGCUGUGGACAGCGUGGCAAGCCGCGCGGAGGGCUACGGGAUGCCCGGCAUUUCGAUUGACGGCUGCGAUGUGAUUGCGGUCUUUGAGGCGGUGUCGGAGGCAGCGUCCCGCGCGCGCAACGGCGGUGGCCCCACGCUCAUCGAGGCGCAGGUAGAGCGCUACUUGCCGCACACCAGCGACGACGACGACACCCGCUAUCGACCGCGCGAAGAAAUCGAAGAGGCGCGGCUGCGCGAUCCGCUCAAGCUCUUCGGAGAACGACUGAUGGCAAUGGGCAUUCUCGACAACGCCGCCAGCGAGCACAUCUAUUCCGAGGCGCGCGCGGAAGUGAACGCAGUAACCGACUAUCGUUGA